AUGCCAAAGGAGAAUAAAGGCAAGUCUGUCAUGCGAGGCACAGACACUGCAGACUUCUCGUCCCGCGCCAGCGGUAAGCCAUAUCAAAAGCGAUCCGCUCCUUCCACCUCCAAGGACGGUGCCCCCUCCUCCUCUACAACCAAACCCAGACCACAGCAACCCAACAAGAAGCAACGCUUCGAGAAGCCUCAAUCUUCGGGUCCGUCUUCAGGUCUCCCAGGCGCAUCCAAAAUCAAAGCGUCAAUCCGACAGACAAAGCGCUUGCUCGCCAAACCCAACCUGGCCCCCGGCACCAAGAUCGAAGCAGAGCGUCGGCUCAAGGCUCUCGAAGCGGAUCUGGAGGUAGCAUCCCGCAAGCAGGUUGAGAAAUCCCGUGCUGUGCGCUAUCAUCGCGUCAAAUUCGUUGAGAGGCAGAAACUUGUUCGUCGUAUCGCGCGAUGCAAACGCAACCUCGCACGGCUCGAAAGCGGAAAGACAGCCGAGGACUCAGCCUCAGACGGCGCCGCUAGCGAUGAUGACGAUGGUGAUGAAGGAUAUGCCAAGCAGCGGGCCAAGGAGUCGAAGAUGUCUAAAGAUGAGAUCAAUAAGCUCCUCUCGUGGUUGAGAGAGUUGUUGCAGUAUGUGGUGCAGUAUCCAGCUGACCUGCGGUACGUAGCUCUGUUCCCCAAUGCAGAAGAGGGUCCGAGCCCACCCAACGCAAACGAGAAGGACAAAAGCAGGCAGAUGGCGUUCCAGCAUCUCGAAAGGAUCAGGAAGGCCAUCAAGGUUGGUGAAAUCAGCGACGAGCCAGAGGUCGAGUUGAAUAGCAAGGAUCGUACGCUGAAGAAGCUGGCCAACAGCAGUAGCAGCAGUAGCAGCAGUAACGGUGCACGCAAGAAAAGUACGGAGUCGAGCGGCCAGCAAAAGUCAAGUAGAAAAGCGGACAAGACACAACAGCACGUGCACCAAGCAACAGACAGCGACGAUGACGAUGAUGCCGGCGCUCCAGCAGGUGUCAAGGACGACGACUUUUUCGCACAAGAUUCCGACGACGAAGAGUAA
This is a messenger RNA of Sporisorium graminicola, 1041 nucleotides long. RefSeq lists its product as uncharacterized. Lineage: Eukaryota; Fungi; Basidiomycota; Ustilaginomycetes; Ustilaginales; Ustilaginaceae. Bases 1 to 1041 code for a protein of 346 amino acids. The transcript has a single exon. Gene Ontology annotation, cellular component: nucleolus; preribosome, small subunit precursor. The record is from RefSeq and is a predicted model, not a curated record. Gene Ontology annotation, biological process: maturation of SSU-rRNA from tricistronic rRNA transcript (SSU-rRNA, 5.8S rRNA, LSU-rRNA).